Molecule: messenger RNA, 522 nt
Organism: Histoplasma mississippiense
Lineage: Eukaryota; Fungi; Ascomycota; Eurotiomycetes; Onygenales; Ajellomycetaceae
Exons: 4
Coding region: 1-522 (173 amino acids)
Biological process (GO): endoplasmic reticulum to Golgi vesicle-mediated transport
Source: RefSeq, a predicted model, not a curated record
AUGGCGUCGAGGUUCACCCAUUCCACGCUUCACCAGCGCGAUCCUCGAGCUUCCUCGAGUCUCUUCGAUUCAUAUGGUGGCGGUAGCAGCGAGAGGGCUCGGCAUGGAAGCAGGUCGCCAGCCGGCAAAGUUGGCGGAUAUGGCUUCUCCGGGUCGCCGAAUGGAAAUCCAGACAGAGGUGCUUCGGCAGGGUCUUAUCGGGUGGCAACACCUAACUCGAGAGGCCAGUAUUCCGAUGCAGUGCUUGACUCACUCGAGUCACAGAACGAAGUGGAGCUUGAAGGCAUGUCCGCGAAAGUGAAAAUGUUGAAAGAUAUAACCAUUGCGAUCGGUGAUGAAAUCCGCGAGUCCUCGGCCCUUGCCGAGAAAAUGAACGAUACCUUUGACAGUACCAGAGUGAGGUUACGUGGAACCAUGAAUCGGAUGCUUGUCAUGGCUGAGAGAACGGGCGUUGGCUGGAGAGUCUGGUUAGGCUUCUUUUGCGCCGUGUUCCUGCUCUUCACCUAUGUGUGGCUCUUUUGA